Molecule: messenger RNA, 1316 nt
Organism: Hibiscus syriacus
Lineage: Eukaryota; Viridiplantae; Streptophyta; Magnoliopsida; Malvales; Malvaceae
Product: RHOMBOID-like protein 8
Exons: 5
Coding region: 29-1267 (412 amino acids)
Biological process (GO): proteolysis
Cellular component (GO): membrane
Molecular function (GO): serine-type endopeptidase activity
Source: RefSeq, a predicted model, not a curated record
UCCAGCAAAAGAUUGACUCUUUUAUGAAAUGGAAGGAGAAAGCCUAGGCAAUAAGCUCCAUACCAAGAUCGAAAUCAACCCCCAAGGCCAAGAACCACCGCCCCCAUCCUCAUCCGUACUCGACGACCCCGAUACGGAUAACCAGAUGGAAGGGAAACUACCCUUCUUCAAGUCACGGUACCGGCAGAGGGCGUCCGACACAUGGCUCAUCUCUCUCUUGGUCAUCUUCCAUCUCAUGACUUUUAUAACCACCACUCUCGUCAACUAUUUCUCACUUCCCAGUGUAUUCUUUCAGCCUCUCUCUGAGAAUCCCCUGCUUGGCCCCUCUGCUUCCACGCUAGACAAAGUUGGGGCACUUCGAAGGGUAUUUUUGGCUCAGAACCCCUUCAAUUGGCGUUUCUUCGUUUGCCCCUGGUUACAUGCUGGGAUCAUACAUUUUGUAAUCAAUAUCAGCUGUACGAUCUUUUUUGGCAUCCACUUAGAGAGAGACUAUGGAGCUUUGAGAAUUGGGGUAAUCUACCUGCUUUCUGCAUUUUCUGGUAGCUUGAUAUGUUCACUUUUUGUUAGAAGAAAUCCUGUGGUUACUUCCUCUGGUGCUUUGUUUGGAUUACUUGGAACGAUGCUCUCAGGGCUAAUCCGGAACUGGAAAGUUUACUCGAGCAGGUGCUUAAUUCUCGUUUUCCUCGUAUCGACUAAUGUCUAUCUCCAACUGAUGUUCACUUAUCCCUCCCUUUGUGGUUUAUUGCAGUGUGCAGCCCUAACAACUCUUUUCACAGUUAUGGUGAUGAAUUUCCUCCUCGGUUUGCUACCUUACAUUGACAAUUUUGCAAAUAUCGGAGCCUUUGUAUCAGGACUUCUACUCGGGUUUGUGCUUCUACUUACCCCUCAGGUUAGGCAAAUGUCUAAAAACAAAGCAGGGUUAUUUGAAUAUGGCGUCAACCGUGCCAAAAAUACUAUUAAAGUAAAGCAGAAGCUGGAGCUCGACAGGCUGAUCCUGAGGAGCAUUUCUCUUGUACUGUUUGUUCUUCUACUUUCUGGAUGUAUUGUAGCAGUAUUCCUAGGCAUUGAUAUGAAUCAGUAUUGCGGAUGGUGUAGAUUCAUUGACUGUAUCCCUUCCAAAAGGUGGAGCUGCAAUGAUGGACCAAAGACAUGUGAGAUCAUGAAGAGCAGCUCUGAGAUGACAUUGACCUGUUUGUAUAAUGGAAACACCAGGUUCUUCCCUUUCACCAACGUUUCACAGGCUAGGAUGAUGACUUGUGCGCUAUGAUAUGCUGAUGAUUGACUCGAAAUGAUCGUACCAACUCGAACAUGGACUC